This is a messenger RNA of Amphiprion ocellaris (clown anemonefish), 2717 nucleotides long. RefSeq names its product perilipin 6 (gene plin6). Gene Ontology annotation, biological process: positive regulation of triglyceride storage; lipid storage. Bases 49 to 1473 code for a protein of 474 amino acids. Gene Ontology annotation, cellular component: lipid droplet; cytosol. NCBI's taxonomy places the organism in Eukaryota, Metazoa, Chordata, Actinopteri, Pomacentridae. The transcript has 8 exons. The record is from RefSeq and is a predicted model, not a curated record.
AUCUUCAUCUUCCUCUCAACCUCUGAAGACCUGCAGUCUGUCUGGAAGAUGAAUUCGUUCCUCAGGUUUGGAGAACCAGAAAUGUUGGCCAAUCAGCACCACAAAACCAGCGCCGUGCUCAGAGUUUCCCAGCUGCCAUUGGUUCGCUCAGCGCUGCAGUCAGUGACGACAGCGUACUCGGGAGUCAAAGGUCGCUACCCCCUGCUGGGUCUGGUGGGGGACGUGGCCGAGGUCGGCGUUCGCAGCAUCUCCUACCAAGCCAUGAGAAGGGCCACGCCCCUCCUCCAGAGUCUGGAGCCACAGAUUGACGUCGCCAACAGUUAUGCUCUCGUUGGUCUCGACCGUCUGGAGAGAAACUUCCCCAUCCUGAACCAGUCCACAGACGAGGUGAUCAGUCACCUGAGGGACGCCUUCUUCCUGACCCUGGAUGACGUGCAGCUGUGGGUGGUGGACGGGCUGGACGGAACUCUGGACCGGUUGGAGCGUGUGGCCGAUGCUGGCAGGGCGGCGGUGAGGCAGCUGCAGGAGACUCAGGUGGGCCGAGCUGCAGCGUCAGGUCUGGACGAGGUGCUGAGCCGCCUGGAGGACGCCACGGCCUUCUACCUGCCGCUGCCCCCAACGCUGCGUCGGGAGUGGGAGAUGAGGGUGCAGGCGUACGAGGAUGAAGAUGAGGAUGAUGAGCCCAGCCUGUGGACCAGAGUCCGAAGCCUCCUGCUGACUCUCAGCCUGCAGCUUUACCACCGAAUGAUGAAGGUCAGAGAGCAGCUGCAGAACUCCAUCAAGUCGCUGGGAAACGCUGCAGACAAGGUGGGUCUGGGUCGGGUCCUGGAUGUGCUGGAUGAGCUCCUCCGGUCCCUGCAGAACCUCCUGGUGGUUCUGCUGUACCAGGUCGAGGGUCUGAGAGAUGCCGCAGUCAACAGGGUCAGAAGCCAGGCGGCCAUGCUGGCUGAACUGAGUGUGGUCCACCAGCUCCGAGAUCUGCCGGUUCAGACCCAACAGCUGCUCCGAGAAAUGCAGGAACUGUCCAAGAUCCUGCUGCAGCUGCUGAUCAACGGCACCCCACUGUACAACGUGCUGCAGCAGCCGUCUCCUCAGGAGGUCGAGGACUUCCUGAACCAGGAGGACAUUGCGUCCGACAGCUCGUCUCGCCGUGAUUCCGCCAACAGUCUGUUCCUGAAAGCGAUGGAUGGUCGUCCUCGCCGCCGCCGCAGUCUUUUCUCUCGGGCCGCCCGAGGUUCUGGAGGCCCGCAGAGCCUCAACCCACCCACCAAAGCCCAGUCCAGUCUGAAGGACGGCGCUGACUUGGAGAACCUGCAGCUCCCUUCCGAUGGCACCCAGCGGCGUCCAUCGGCCACCGAGCUGCUGCUGACGCCGCUCAGACAGUUCGUGUCCCAGAGCCAGAAGGCCUUCGAGUACCUGAGUCCCAACGGCACUGAUGCCGCUGCCGACACUGACCCCGCCGAUGACUCCUAAAUAUUGUCCUCAGGUUUGUCCCUGACCAAUCACAGCAUCCCGCCUUGCUCCCCGAUGGUCAGACUCUUCGCGUUCAGCCGCAGUGUCAUGUCAAAAUUAUCACUGAUUCACUGACGCUGGAAUUUUGCUUCUCCGAACAUGCUGACGCACAGUGGGGGAUUAUGGGUAACACACGGAGUUAAUUCAACAGAAAACAAAAGAAUCACUCAUUACUAAGACAAAUGUCGUCACAUCCAGUUAAAGCUGCACACCCUUAUUAAAACAGUGGACCUCCACUGAUCAAACGAUGAGAAUCAUCCACAUUAAAUAGACCACGAGCUUCACUUAACUCUGAUCUCAGUUUAUUUCUACAGAUGCCCUUAGAGAAAAUAGGAUUCUUCAAACUUGGCUCUACAUUAGAGAUUUAGGUUGCCAAAGAUUAACAUAUUUAAUGUUUCUGUCACAAAGGUGUCUAUUCAGCACCAGUGUUACCUGGGAACUUGUAAUCUGGAAUAAUUAGUGAGUCCACAGGUAAUAUAUUUUUAUUCUGUAAGAUUAAGAACCAAGUCAAAAGUCAGCCCAAAAGCUACUCUCAAUUUGUACAUGAGUGCUGGUUGGAGGUCUUGAACCUCUACAGCAGGCUUUGUCACGGUGCCCACUGCUAGCUAAACGACAUAAAGCGAGCUGCCUGCUCAUCGGUGAAGUAAAAUUCCAGCUCAAGAGAUGAAAAUUUACUUAUUUAAGGUUUAAUUUCAUUUUGCUGUAACAAGAAACAAAUUCAGAUACACUGGUGCAAAUGUAAAGUAACGAUAAAACUUCAGAGAAAAAUACAUCUCAAAAAACAAACUAAAACUAGUUUUCAUGGCCUUUAAUUUGCCACAAAGUCCAUGAAACCAGCCGAAAGCUCUGUUUGGGGAUCGAAGUUUAAAGAAUCUUUUCAGCUGAUCAAAUCUGGUGGUUCCUGAAAUGUUAUUUUGACAAAUUCUGUGUUCCAGUUCUGUCUUCUCAUGUGUUGAAGGUUUAUUAGCAGGUUUUCUGUUGGUUCAAGGAACGUUCUUUAAGAUUAUGGAUUAAAUCAGAGAUGAUACAUGUAAUCCAGAAAUGAGUCUGAAUGUCAGAAAUGAUUUAAACAGUUUGAACAGAAGUAAUUCUCAGCAGAAGCUCAUUUAUUCUUUCAUAUGUUCUCUAUAUUACACUUCAUUAUCUGAAACUCUCCUUGUAACAGUGUCACAUUCAAAUAAAGCUUCAGACGUCAGAAUCCAAAA